This is a messenger RNA of Chaetomium fimeti, 5460 nucleotides long. RefSeq names its product SepA/Bni1. Gene Ontology annotation, cellular component: mating projection tip; cell division site. The transcript has 2 exons. The record is from RefSeq and is a predicted model, not a curated record. Gene Ontology annotation, biological process: mitotic actomyosin contractile ring assembly; actin filament bundle assembly; barbed-end actin filament capping. The coding region runs from base 1 to 5460 and encodes 1819 amino acids. NCBI's taxonomy places the organism in Eukaryota, Fungi, Ascomycota, Sordariomycetes, Sordariales, Chaetomiaceae. Gene Ontology annotation, molecular function: actin binding; small GTPase binding.
AUGUCUUCCUACGACAAGUCCCGGGCCUCCUCCGGGAAAGCCUCGUCAUUCUUCCACCGAUCUAGGAACAAGGCCGACAAGCGGAAUGCGGCCGAAGAAGGCCGCCAUCUCUCCGCCGACAACGAUACAGGUUCCGUGAAUUCGCGCCAUUCACGCCACCAACGAGACUCUUCUGUUAUAUCAUUAGACCGUCCUGGAUCCGCCGGGUCCGGCAUCAACACGACCGCCGGCAUCAUGACGACGAUUCCUUACGAUGCCGUUACCGCGGACCGAAACUCGCCAGUCCCUGUCGAUUACCUUCACAAAUCCGACCAGGCGGCCUCUCGACGGGAGCCGCUACCACACCAGCUAAACAAGGCGACGAGCGACUUCCACCAGUAUCCGACUUUCGACCCAUCGAGCGUGCGCCCCACCAGUCCCUAUCCCAGUAGCCCCUACCCCUCCGGGCCGCGCCCCGCCCCCGGCACAUCCAACAUCACAAUGGCCUCGACCGGUCGCCAGGCUCAGUACCAGCAGUGGGGGCCAGCGAGAGAGAGCAAUGUACCAGGGUCCCAUAAUUCCCGCUACAGCUCGUACACAACGUCCGGCGGUCGCAGUUCAGCCGACACCGCAAGCAUCAUGUCAGGUAAUGGAACGCCCUACUACAACCAAACCGCAGACAGGCGCUCAUCCAAAAUAGCACUACCUAGUGUCUCAUCUCAGUCUUCCUACCUAUCUCCCCACUCGCCCAGGGACAACCGCCUCACCAAGUUUCCCUCUGGGACUCAGACGAGCGAGGGAUUUUACUUCCCGAAACCAGAGGAUGAUAACGUCAUCGAGCAGAUGUUCGUGGCGCUCAUGCAAAAGCGCGGAUGGCACAACCUCCCGGACCAAGCGAAGCGCCAGAUGAUCGCCUACCCGCCGACCAAGAAAUGGACCCUGAUCUAUCAGGACCGCCUCACUGAGUGGCAGGGGGAGCAGAAGCGCAGGCAGACCGCUAAGAUUGGCCAGUACAGCAACGUCGACCUCACCCAGAUGCCCGACGAGGAGGGUAGCCCGGAGUGGUAUGUGCGCAAGGUCAUGGAGAACUCGCUCGACAGCAAGGGUUUCGGCAGUCUCGAGGUCAACCUGCGCACCCAGCAAAUUGGCUGGGUCAAACGCUUCAUCGAGUGCCAGGGCCAAGUAGCCUUGACCAAUGUACUCUUCAAGAUCAACCGCAAAACCGCCAUGGGACCGACACUGGAUUCGGCGACGGGGGACAAGAACCUGGACCGAGAGUACGAUAUCGCCAAGUGUCUAAAGGCCUUGAUGAACAACAAGUUCGGCGCAGACGAUGCCCUGGCUCACCAGCCGGUCCUCGUGGCCUUGGCCACGUCCCUGAUCUCGCCCCGGCUUACGACGAGGAAGCUUGUCAGCGAAGUCUUGACAUUCCUCUGCCACUGGUCCGAAGGCAAAGGGCACUUGAAGGUUAUCGAGGCCAUGGAUGUGGCCAAGAACCAGCAGGGCGAGAACGGCCGCUUUGACGCUUGGAUGCGCCUCGUCGAGGUCACCAUCGACGGCCGAGGGAAGAUGGGCAGUCUCGUGGGCGCGAGCGAGGAGGUGCGCAGCGGAGGUAUCGGCAUGGAGAACCUGUUGAUGGAAUACGUCGUGGCUACGCUCAUCUUGAUCAACAUGAUGAUCGAUGCCGCCGAGGGGGACCUGCAGAUGCGCGUCCACAUCAGGGCGCAGUUUACGGCCUGUGGUAUUAAGCGCAUGCUGCACAAGAUGGAGGGCUUCCAGUAUGAGUUGAUCGACAAACAGAUAGAGCGGUUCCGGCUCAACGAGGCCAUCGAUUACGAAGACAUGCUGGAGAAGGAGAACAGCAGCAUCAAGGACAACGUGGAAGGAGAGGUUAGAGACCUCAACGACCCGGUCCAAAUUGUGGAUGCGAUCCAGCAGCGGCUACAGGGAACCAAGACUCAAGACUACUUCAUCUCGGCUCUGCAGCAUCUUCUACUGAUCCGAGAGAAUGAUAGCGAGGAACGUCUCCGCAUGUUCCAGCUCGUCGAUUCGAUGCUGAGCUACGUGGCCAUGGACCGGCGCUUGCCAGAUAUGGAUCUCAAGCAAAGUCUCAACUUCACGGUCCAGAGCCUGCUCGACAAGCUGCAUACGGAUUCGGAAGCCCGCCAGGCUUUUGAUGAAGCUACCGAGACGCGCCAGUUUGCCGAGGCAGCGAUGGCAGAAAGGGAUGAGCUGAGGGAAAAGCUGGCAAUGGGCGCCGAUGGGCUGGUUGCCAAACUCCAGCAGCAAAUCGAUGAACAAGCGAGGUUCAUUGAUGCGCAGAGGAGGCAGACUGAAGGACUGAAGUCGGAGCUGGAGAAUCUCCAGACGCUCAGGGCGAAGGAAGCACAACGCUAUGAGCUCGAAACGCGUGAGCUGUAUCUCAUGCUCCGUGAUGCCCAGGACGUUGCAGCUUCCAAUGCGGCUAAAGGGGUCAAGCUGGGCGACGAGGAUCCCGCUCGUAUGCAGGGGAUUCUGGACCGUGAUAGGCUCAUGGAGCGCCUUCAAAUGCAGCUUGAACGCCAAAAGACCGUGUACAAGCUCGAAGGCAAGGUUUGGGGUGACGCCGUCGGCCCCUCAGACAAGCUGCGGGCACUGCGCGAGGAGAUGGAUGGCUAUGGAGACUCAGGGGCUGGUGCGCCACCUCGAGACUUUACCAACAGCAUGCUUGGGAGCGUCAAAAGAUCGACUCGCAUUCCAAGAAAGCCCGUCGGCGCUCGCGGGGAGCCGAUCGAGGGUGUCUUGGAAGAGAUUGAGGACGUUGCCGAGGAUGAGGAGGGUGUCGUUUACGAGAAGCCACGGGUGGUCGAGUUCAAGCGGCCUGUCAUGGACCCUAAGAAAGCCGCUGGCAUGUUUAAUGAGCUUCAAGGUAAGGUCAAGAGGUUCGAUGGCAGCGAUUCAGAGGACGGGGACGGCGUUACAACUGGUCCAUCUCACCCGAGCUUGGAAUCGCAAUCCCCGCUCACGCCCAGUGACAACGAGCCUCCCAAGAUCGAGGUCACCGACACCACUCCGACGGCGCCCGGUCCAUCAGCUUUCGGGGGGCCUCCACCUCCUCCGCCGCCGCCUCCUCCUCCUCAUGGCCUGAUACCUGGUGCGCCCCCGCCAGCAACCGGUUUCACCGGUCCUCCUCCCCCGCCCCCGCCUCCGAUGCCCGGCCAGAUUCCCGGCGCGCCUCUCCCACCCGGUUUUACUGGUCCUCCUCCACCACCACCUCCUCCGAUGCCCGGCCAGAUUCCCGGCGCGCCUCUCCCACCCGGGUUUACUGGUCCCCCUCCACCACCACCUCCUCCCCCUCCGCCCGGUGGCAAGGGCAUGCCUCCGCCUCCGCCGCCUCCGAUGCCCGGGGCGGGCGCAAUGUCAGGCCACUUUUUAUCCCGGCAAAACAACCUCACGCCUACGACAUCCCUCGGCCUGUCAGUUGUCCGGCCUAAAAAGAAACUCAAGGCUCUCCAUUGGGAGAAGGUCGACUCUCCGCUCACCACUCAUUGGGCCGCCCACACGCCUUCGGCAGAAGAGAGGGAAGAGAAGUACCUCGAGCUCAGCCGGAAGGGUAUUCUCGACGAGGUCGAAAAGCUUUUCAUGGCAAAGGAGAUCAAGCGAAUCGGCGCAGGGGCGUCCAAAAAGGACGACAAGAAGCAGAUUAUCUCGAACGAUCUGCGGAAAUCCUACGAAAUCGCCCUUGCCAAGUUCUCGCAGUUUUCUGUUGAGAGGGUGGUGCAAAUGAUUAUUCAUUGCGAUAACGAAGUGCUUGAUAACGUUGUGGUCAUGGACUUCCUGCAGAAAGACGACCUCUGCAACAUCCCAGACAAUACAUCCAAGCAACUGGCGCCGUACAGCAAGGACUGGACUGGCCCAGAAGCAAACAAGGAGAACAGAGAGCAGGAUCCAGCCGAGCUCACAAGGCAAGAUCAGAUCUACCUACAAACAGCGUUUGAGCUGCACCACUACUGGAAGAGCAGAAUGCGCGCUCUGUCAUUGACGCGCAGCUUCGAGCCUGAAUAUGACGAGAUCACAGAAAAGAUGCGCCAGAUUGUCAACGUAUCCGAGUCGCUCCGAGACUCGGUGUCUCUGAUGAACGUUCUCGGCCUCAUUUUGGAUAUCGGUAACUACAUGAACGACGCGAACAAGCAGGCCCGCGGCUUCAAGCUAUCGUCACUUGCCAGAUUGGCCAUGGUCAAGGACGACAAGAACCAAUCUACGCUGGCCGAUCUUGUCGAGCGCAUCGUCCGCAACCAGUACCCGGAGUGGGAGAACUUCACCGACGAUAUCUCGGGGGUUAUGACGGCACAAAAAAUCAACAUCGAGCAGGUACAAGCCGACGCCAAGAAAUACAUCGACAACAUCAACAACGUGCAAAAGGCCCUCGACUCCGGCAGUCUAUCGGACCCCAAGAAGUUCCACCCGCAGGACCGCGUGGCCCAGGUCGUCGGGCGCUGUAUGAAGGACGCGCGACGCAAGGCCGAGCAGAUGCAGGUCUACCUGGAGGAGAUGGUGCGCACCUACAACGAUAUCAUGACCUUCUACGGCGAGGACCCCGCCGACGAGAACGCGCGCCGCGAUUUCUUUGCCAAGCUAGCGUACUUCAUCUCCGAAUGGAGGAAAUCAUACGACAAGAACUCGCAGCUCGAGGAGCAGCGCCGGAAGAACGAAGCGUCCAUGAAGCGGAAGAACGCACUCAAGGCCGCGCAGGCCUCCACCGAGAGCAGCCUGGCCUCGCCAACCAGCACGGGCGCCAUGGACAGCCUGCUCGAGAAGCUCCGCGCGGCAGCGCCGCAGGCAAGAGACCAGCGCGACAGGCGCCGCCGCGCCCGCCUCAAGGACCGCCACCAAGUACGCGUCGCAUCCGGCGGCCAAGUCCCCGACAUCGCCCAGCUCGCCGCCCUCGACGCGAGCCUGCCCCCCAUCCAGAGCCCCGGCUCCGAGGCCACGGGCCCCGUCAACGACGACGACCUCACCAACACCCCCGGCUCCGACCUCCUCAGCCCCACCACGGGCCACCCCGCGGACGGCAGCAGCAGCGCAGCAGGCACGACAGCGGGCGGCGGCGGCGGCAGCGGCGGGAACGGGAACGGGAACGGGGUUGGCGAGGAGGACGACGUUGCGCAGCGCGCCGCGCUGCUGCUGCAGGGCAUGCGCUCGGGCGCCGACGGCGGCGACGACCCCGCCGACGCCGAGAAGCGCGAGAACCUGCGCCGCUCGCGCCGGCAGACCGCCGACGAGGAGCGCAAGAUGCGCAGGAGGCGCCGCGAGCUGGCCCAGUCGAGUGCUAGUAAUGGGGAUGGGGCGAGUUUGAGCCGUGAGGGUUCGGUUGUUGAUGGUCAUGGUGGGAGGGGGGACGAGGAGGUGCCGCCGACGCCGGGGCUGGAUGAGAUGGCGGCGGCGGCGGCGGCGGCGGGGGUGGAGGUGGAGGUGGAGGGGCAGGGGGUGAAUGGGGGUUGA